GCCGACGCUGUUCCGGCGUCAAAACUUCACCUCUCACCGGCGCACUUAUACCCGAUCUCUUCGCGCACGCACACAAAACCCGCACGGAUCGCGUAGUUUCUGUCGUCGUCAACUCCACCGAUAUCGCGGUACACACACGACUGCAGCUGCACCGAGAAUACCCUCAAGGCGAUCGCUGAUCACCGGUGGUGACAUAAAUUUACACAUAGACAGACAUACAACUCCACGACCAUAAACAUGGUCGGCACAAGACACUUGGUAUUUUUGGCCGUGUACGUCCUAUACGUGCAAUCGUCAGCCGCCUCUCCAGUCUAUCAAGAGGAUGACCACUAUGAUGGACACCACCACGAACAUCACCAUGGUCUACCACCAGCCACGUCCUACGCCACCAUAUCGACGACGCAUGUCAAAGUGCAACACCCGCCAGCUGCGCCCACGAAGUACGCAACACCGUACAAACAUGAGUAUCUGACGCAACCGCAGAUGGCGUACAAGUACAUAUCACUGCCGUCGGCCGUUGCUCUACAACAGUCAGGUAAAUUCGAAGAGCCGUCCACGUCGGGCUACAAGUACCUCGCCGCGUCACCCACUUAUAAGUACGUACAACCGCCGGCGGUGACCACUGAACCGGAAGCCGCGGAAGAGCCAACCAACUCGUUGAAAUACGCGCUCAAAUACGAACAGAACUCGUUCAAGCAGGAACAGGAACAGCAACAACAGUUACAGCAGCAAUUCCAGCAGCAAGAGUAUGAACAGCCGGCAGUUCAGUACAAAUACAUAGCCGUGCCGUCGUAUAAGUACGUGCAACAAGUGGCCGCGGAACCGGAAUACGGUCAGCACCAGCAGCAGCAGCAACAGGUCGCUGUUUCCUAUGACUACACAGAUGACAAGCAAUAAUAAACUUUAUAGUAUAGGUAAUAACGACGGCGAUUAUAAUGUAAGAUCCCGAUGUCUAGGCAGCGGAGCGGCGUAGUAAACUUAUAAAUUGGCAGAGGUGACCGUUUUUUAUGACCAAUUUUACCACUUGAAAACGCAAGACAAAUAUAAAUUAAAUAUUAAAUAUCAGCUUAAGUUUGCAAAGAGCUUCAGCAUUCAACAAUAUAAGAUAAUACUCACUUAAAAAAACUUUUUAGUCACCUCUUAAAUACCUCCUUCCAUACGCUGUUGCCCCGAACUCGCCUGCAAUAUAACCACGUAGUUGCUCACCAUUUUAGCCCACCACUUCGAUCUACACUCUUAUUAUAUGAUUAAUAAUUAAAACAAAUUAAAAAUGUAUAAUCUUACGUUUGAUGUUCAACAGUACUUAUGCGUUACGUUUUACUUCUGUUUUUUGACCACCUGGAGACCAUCUCUAUCACUCCAUCUUUCUCUCUGUGGCGUCCAUUAAAUUACGCCAAUGAUUAUAUUAUGUUAGAAAUGUAUUAGUUUAGAUUAUUGUUUUUUUUUACACACGGCCCAUAUUUGCCAUGUCUUCUCAUCCUUCUGCAGCAAAUGUAGAGGUUUAAUCGCUUCUUAUAUUAUAUUAUGAUACAAAUACGAUUACAUAUUUUUGUACUUUAAUUAUAGUAUAUAUAUUUUUAAUAUAUAAUAAAUUGUAUAUUUGCAUAUUAUGUUUAUAAUAUAAUAUACGCAGUACUUACGUUUAUUUAUUGUAUGCCUAUAUGUGUGCCGUUAUUCUAAUGAUGAGCUGCAGUUUCAUAAAACCACGAUUGUGUUACUGUUAUAUUGUUUUACUUCAUCGGCUACAUACUUAGGAAUAU
Myzus persicae (green peach aphid) is the source of this 1760-nucleotide messenger RNA. RefSeq names its product vacuolar protein-sorting-associated protein 36-like. The transcript is spliced from 3 exons. The record is from RefSeq and is a predicted model, not a curated record. Lineage: Eukaryota; Metazoa; Arthropoda; Insecta; Hemiptera; Aphididae. Bases 238 to 897 code for a protein of 219 amino acids.